AUGGAUGAUGAAUUUAAUGUAACGUAUAUAACUCUUGCUGGGUAUGCAGAAAUGGGCAAAUCAAGGUAUUUCUAUUUUGUUAUUAUGUUUACAGUAUAUAUUCUAGCAAUCUUGUUUAGUGUCACCAUUGUGUAUCUUAUUUGCAUGCACAGGAACCUCCAUGAGCCUAUGUACAUUUUUAUUGCAGCUUUGCUAAUGAACUCUAUUGUUUACAAUACUGCAAUGUACCCAAAUUUGUUAGUUAACUUUUUUACUGAAAAACCGAUCAUAUCAUAUUCAGCCUGUCUCUUUCAAUUAUUUUUAUAUUACUUCUUAAGUGCUUCAGAUUUCUUGCUGUUGUCAGCCAUGGCCUAUGACAGGUAUGUGUCCAUAUGUAAACCCCUGCAAUAUCCAAAUAUCAUGAGAAAAACUACAGUGAGUAUUAUAUUGGGUGUAGCUUGGUUUGUGCCUGCUUUUCAGCUUGCUGUCUCAAUAAUUCUGAGCAGUAAUAUGAAACUUUGUGAUUUUACUUUAAAUGCAAUUUUCUGUAACAAUUCGGUUUACAGUCUCCAAUGUGUUGCUUCGGAAGUACGGGCUAUAUUUGAUCUAUUUGCUCUACUAAGCCUGGCACUUCUCCCUUUGCUCUUUAUACUUUUUACAUAUACUAGGAUACUUAUAAUAACCUAUCGAAGUGGUAGAGAGGUUAGGAAAAAAGCUGCACAGACCUGUUUACCCCACCUGAUAGUUUUACUAAUCUUUUCCUUUUUGUGUGCAUAUGAUGUCAUUGUCAUUCAGCUCAAUGUGGCAUCUGAGAUACAUUUAAUAAUGACUCUACAAGCAUUUUUAUAUUAUCCUCUUUUCUAUCCAAUUAUAUAUGGACUGCAAAUGAAAGAAAUUUCUAAACACAUAAAGAAGUUGUUUUGUCAAGCCAAAGUGAUCUAA
This is a messenger RNA of Sander lucioperca (pikeperch), 921 nucleotides long. Its product is annotated as olfactory receptor 6N2-like. Gene Ontology annotation, cellular component: membrane. The transcript has a single exon. Gene Ontology annotation, molecular function: G protein-coupled receptor activity; olfactory receptor activity. Lineage: Eukaryota; Metazoa; Chordata; Actinopteri; Perciformes; Percidae. The record is from RefSeq and is a predicted model, not a curated record. Gene Ontology annotation, biological process: G protein-coupled receptor signaling pathway. Bases 1 to 921 code for a protein of 306 amino acids.